AUGAACGGAAUGAAUGGACACUUUGCUGCUGUCGGGGGCGCCUCGAACCCCAAGGACUUCGAACAUGGCGUCCAGGUCAUCGACGGGGACAAGAACUUCAAUCCGGACCUACCGCAGUACCUAGGAUUGGAGAACAUCAUUCGAUCCGGCUUCAACUACCACAUCAUCUCCGUCUUCGGCAGCCAGAGCACAGGCAAGAGCACGUUGCUGAAUCAUCUCUUCGGCACGCAGUUUGGUGUGAUGAGCGAAACGGAACGAAGACAGACCACGAAAGGGAUAUGGAUGUCAAAGAACAAGAAAGAGCAUGUUGGAGACGGUCCCGGACAAGCCAUGGCCGAGAACAUCCUGGUCAUGGACGUGGAGGGUACUGAUGGGCGCGAGAGAGGAGAGGAUCAGGACUUUGAACGCAAGAGCGCUCUGUUUGCGCUGGCCACGAGUGAGGUCUUGAUUGUCAAUCUCUGGGAGACACAAGUCGGCUUGUACAAUGGAGCGAACAUGGGUCUGCUCAAGACAGUCUUCGAGGUCAACUUGCAGUUGUUCCUCAAAGAUUCGAAAGCAGUCCCACGCAGUCUUCUCUUCUUCGUGAUCAGAGAUCAUGUCGGUAGCACCCCGCUGGCCAAUUUGAAGCAAACUCUGAUCUCGGACUUGUCGAGGACGUGGUCCUCGCUUUCCAAGCCCCCUGGGCUGGAAAAUAGCAGUAUCGAGGACUACUUUGACUUUGCCUUUGUCGGUCUACCACACAAGCUCUAUGCACCCGAGAAAUUUGAGAAAGAGGUCGCGAAACUGGGUGCAAGGUUCCGCGAGGGCUUCAAAGAUCCCAAGCGGGCUGGCCUUGUGGACGAAUCAACGGAGCCUAUUCUCCUUCCCGAAUACCAUCGCCGCAUUCCAGCCGAUGGUUUCCCGAUGUACGCGGAGGGUGUAUGGGAACAAAUCGACAGCAACAAGGACUUGGAUCUGCCAACUCAGCAGGAGCUGCUCGCACAAUUCAGGUGCGAUGAGAUAUCGAAGGAGGUUCUGGUUGCUUUUGAUGAGAUCAUCGCUCCACUGGAAGAGCUCCAGGCGAGUGCAAUUGCUGCAGGAAAGCUUUCUGUGAUUUCAGGGCUUGGGCAGAAGAUGAUUGGCGCAAGGAAGGCUGUCCUGGCUGGUUUCGAGGUCGAAGCCAGCAGAUACCACAAGGGCGUCUACAAGACGAAAAAGGGUGAACUUGAGUCGAAGGUCGAUGGUAGAUUGAAGACUUUGUUCCAGGGCCAGAUCAGCGCUGCCCACAAGAAUGGUGUGAACGAGUUUUCGGACGCCGUGACGAAUGCGGUCAAAGCUGGACAGAAGAAGGGCGCAAACUACGACUUCCACCAAAUUGUGCAAUCCGAGAAGAAACGAGCUCUGGAGAAGUUCGAUGCGGAGGCCAAAGCUUCUUUGAUCGAAGGAGCGCCAUGGAGUGAUUACAAGCAACAGCUGAACUUAUACCAAAAGGACCUCGAGCAAGUCAGCUCCCGUCUGAGACAAGACGAGAUGCGACGGUUGGCGACGAGAAGUGAGCGGUGGGUGCGCACUAAGCUUGGAGAGAAUGUUGGAGUUGAGUUCAACAAGCUUGGAUCUGGACGCGCGGGCUCCGGCGCACCAGCGGAAGGACAGAAGCCGCCGGAGCAAGACCUUUGGGAUCGCAUUUGGAACGUCUUCACCGAUACUGUAUCCCACGCGGAGACUCGCUUCACCGAGAGAGCUCGCAGCUUCGAUGCAGGCCCUGAUGAAGUCGAGGUCGGCCUCUGGCGAUUGCGGAGAAAGUCUUGGGGAGCGCUACGCGACAAGAUCGAUGAAGAGCUCAUGGAAGGCAACUUGCUGCUCAAGCUGCGCGAGAACUUCGAGGACAAAUUUCGAUACGACUCGGAGGGUGUGCCGCGGAUAUGGCGACCCACCGAUGAUAUCGAGGGCUUGUACACUCGAGCGCGAGAGAGCACGCUGACGCUGAUUCCUCUGCUUGCCAAGUUCCGCCUUUCACGCACAUCUGCCUGUCCACCCUUGGAUGCCUGGGUCGGCGAGCCUCCUAGCACCGUCACAGCGACUGAUGAGGAGGAUCUCCAUCCAAUUGGUGGCAUUGACGCCGACGAAGGCAAGACUCUGGACGAGGAGAUGACAGUCCUCAGCGAUGCGAAGCAGCAAGAUUUAACCACCCGAUUCAAGAAGACCGCGGAUGGUGUGUAUGUCGAGGCGAAGCGAAGUGCCAUUGGUGGCAUGACGCAAGUGCCUUUGUAUUUCUACGGUUUGCUUUUGGCUCUUGGAUGGAACGAGCUUGUAACAGUACUACGCAACCCACUCUACUUCAUUAUGCUCAUCCUCCUCGGUGUUGGCGCCUACGUAACCUACACGCUGAAUCUCUGGGGACCGAUGCUCCGCAUGAGCAAUGCAGCGAGCACGCAGGGUUUGGAGAUCUUCAAGGAGAAGCUGAGAGAAGUUUUGCAAUCGACCGAAACGGGCAGAGAAGCUAUGCAGAUGAGCGAGAAGGCAGGAUACAGCAUGGACACUUUGAACAGUAAUGGGAAGACCAAGGCGAAGACAUCGGCGAAGGAGGACGAGGUCGACGAGAUUUGA
Zymoseptoria tritici IPO323 is the source of this 2586-nucleotide messenger RNA. RefSeq lists its product as uncharacterized. Gene Ontology annotation, cellular component: endoplasmic reticulum. Bases 1 to 2586 code for a protein of 861 amino acids. The record is from RefSeq and is a predicted model, not a curated record. Gene Ontology annotation, biological process: endoplasmic reticulum membrane fusion. Gene Ontology annotation, molecular function: GTPase activity; GTP binding. Lineage: Eukaryota; Fungi; Ascomycota; Dothideomycetes; Mycosphaerellales; Mycosphaerellaceae. The transcript is spliced from 2 exons.